Pectinophora gossypiella (pink bollworm) is the source of this 3809-nucleotide messenger RNA. RefSeq names its product AN1-type zinc finger protein 2A-like. Gene Ontology annotation, biological process: proteasome-mediated ubiquitin-dependent protein catabolic process; protein targeting to ER. Lineage: Eukaryota; Metazoa; Arthropoda; Insecta; Lepidoptera; Gelechiidae. Gene Ontology annotation, molecular function: zinc ion binding. The record is from RefSeq and is a predicted model, not a curated record. The transcript has 6 exons. Bases 144 to 824 code for a protein of 226 amino acids. Gene Ontology annotation, cellular component: endoplasmic reticulum; cytoplasm.
AUUGUGAUUUGUGAAUGAUGACGAAUGAUGUGCUAUUUUGCAAUUGUUGAUAUAAAAACCUUGGGAAAUACGAAAUAACGUCAUUGUGUGUGAGAUAUUAUUCAGUGAGAUUGUUAUUUUAUUUAGUAAUUUCGUUGAUUAAAAUGGAAUUUCCUCAUAUUGGAAAAAACUGCUCUUACAAAUCCUGUAACAAACUUGACUUCUUGCCUAUGAAAUGUGAUGCUUGCAGAGAAGUUUUUUGUUCAGACCAUUUUGCAUACUUGAAACAUGAAUGUCCUGCACCAAAUGGUCGUGACGUUCAGGUGCCCGAGUGCCCGUUAUGUGGGGCCCCAGUGCCGGGUCGGCGAGGCGAGCCUCCUGAUGUAGCUGUCGGUACUCACAUAGACAAUCAAUGUACCUCCGAUCCUGCUAGAGAGAGAAGAAAGAAGGUGUUCACAAACCGGUGCUCAUUCAAGGGAUGUAAGACGAAAGAGAUGGUGCCGCUGGUAUGUGGGGAAUGUUCUCUCAACUUCUGCUUGAGACAUCGGCAUGCUGUCGACCAUGCCUGCGAAGGAAAACUUGCAGCUAAAAGAAGACAGGCUACUAAUGCUGCAAUGGCGAGAAUAAAGGCAGCGGAUAAUGCAGCCAGAACUACCGCCCCAGUAGCGAGUGUUAACGCCUUUUCAGAAGUGCAGGGAAAUAUGACUGAAGACGAGGCAUUAGCGCACGCACUAGCUCUUUCCUUGCAAGAACAAAGCUUAGAGGCAAGAGAAACGAGCUUCGUCCGCGCUCUGGCGAGGCAGCGGGUAGGCGGCGAGCAAAACAACCGAUGUUCCGUGUCUUAGCAUACGAAUGUAUAUCGUCUAUAUCUAUCGCAUGUGAUUUAAACGAAGCAUAAAAUUCAGUUCGGAUUUAUACCCGCACUUGGUUAAUCUUCGAAGAGAUGUUUAAGGCCUCAAACUGGAUGACAGCGGCAGCGGCGCGGCGGUGCGGGGUGCGGCGCGUUCAAAUGCUAAGAUUUAUAUUGAAGUGUUCUCGGUGGCAGCGGCGCGGGGAGCGGGGUACGAGCGGUGCGCUCUAGUCGAGCGGUGUCUGCGUUUGAAACUCGCCCUUUUGUUUCCUUUGUUCAUUAUAGGGAUUCAGAUCUUCUUUUGCCCAUAAUAAAUCGUACGAAACAAAAGAACUAUAAUCGAAAAUGCGUUGUUGCCGUUUCGACGUCGCGUUCAUUUGAGACACAACUCCAUACCGCCGCAACACCGCGCGAUCUGGCCGCUGGCAUCGAGAACGGAACAGCGGCCGCCGCGCCGCUAUCGCCGCCGCGCCGCUGUCAUCCAGUUUGAGCCCUAAAGGUCGGCUGUAUGGCGAGUAAGUUUAAGUUUGCACGAUAUUGCGUUCGCGAUCUGGAAGUCCUGGGUUGGAUUAAAUCUUAAAAUUUACCAUACUUCAGGCUUUUACAGUAACAUAUACAAAUACCCACUCCUCACCAUGUUCAAAGUUCAUAAAAUUAAGAAACUUUCUAAAUGACAGUAUCUUUGUCUGUGUAAGAAUAACUUAUAAGUAAAUCACAUGCGAAUUAGAAAUACGCUAGAAAAUAUCGAACUGUAAGUUUAACGGGUACAAUCGUAUGACAUGUUACUAUUACUACACAUUUUUGAUCAUUUACAAGGCGACGGGAACUAUUGCUCUUAAGUUUCACUUAUUCAAUAUUUUAAAAAUUAAAAAAAAAUGUUAUUGAAUUAGGCUUCAUUAAAUACAGCUAGAUUAGAAUCACAGUAAGACAGACACAUCCGGACAGAAACGAAAAUCUCAUUCUUAACGUGUACCGCUUACCUAGUAAGUGAGAGCGAGGCAGAUACUUCUUCUAUCAUGUGGAUUGUGAGGUGAAUUACCAACCCCAUCCACCCUGGUGUCAGGGUUAUUACUGAGCCGCCAUAGGCCCCUGACAUGACAACAAAACAGUUGAAAGGCAAAUUCUGAAUGUCAAUGGGAAUCUUAUAGUAAAAACGUAUACAUUGCCCCUUAAAAGAUUUUGUGAUAUUCUAUUAUUCUUUGUUAUAUAGUGCGAGAGACAUAUCUCUCGUCUCCUUCACACCAAGCUGUAUUUCUGUGCUACUGUCAUUCUAUUCAAGACAUAUUUAAUGAUGUAAUCAUUUAUGUGUUCACAUUUGACUAGUACCCUGACACCAGGGUUGAUGAGGUUGGUAUUCCACCUCACAACCCACACGAUAGAAGAAGAUUUGACUAGUAUAUUGUGCGCAUUGUAAUAUUUCAGCACUUAUCUUGAACGUAGCUUCAAUGAGCAAUAAUUCGAAAGUAUUUUUGACCAACAAGUUUAUACCGAUUGUUUUAUUGUCAAUUAUAAGUUAUGUACCGUGCUGUUUGAAGAAUAGACAUAUCUGUAAAUGUUUGGAAAUCAUAUUGACUUCAAUAGGCUAUUUGACUGGGUCAAAGAUAAAUUAUAAAAUGCUAAACUAGAAAUAGAACCCAUUGUAAGAUGUUAAAAAUCAAUCUCAUUUUACUUUUCGACUUAUUUUCUGGUGUCUGCAGGAAAUGAUCGAAAAACUACCCAUAUAUAGUUUAUUGGCCUUACUGCUCAUGUAGGAAUACGCUAGUUUCCAACUAGUCAAAUCAGUUACUUUUUAUUAAACGUCAAAACACGAAAUGACUAUGGAAUUUGUUUGAAAAAGCACACUGACGCCAUAGAAUAACAUGAUAAAAUGGCCCCGAUUCCUGCAGACACCGCCUAAUUUUAUUUAAAGUUAUAUCCGUCAUUUUCAUAUCCGUCGAAAAGGAAAGGGACGGAUGAUUCACAGCUCUUAAUUUUAGGAAGAAUGAGUGAAUGAAUGAAUAACCCGGGAGAAUCAAAAGGUACGUCGCUGGUAUGCAAUCCGUUUGACGUGCUGUCUACUUAACUGUGUCGGGUUAUUGACGGAUGUAAAAUUUUUAGACGGUUGGUUUAGAUUUGUGCUUAAAAUUGACGUGUGUUCCAUAAAUUUUAUGCUUCCUUUUCGGCGGAUAAGAAAAUGACAGAUAUAACUUAAAAUAAAAUUAGAUGGUAUUUACAGGAAUUAGCACCAAUGUCGGACUUAUUAAUAUUAUUUCUUGUUUAAAAUUCAUAAAUAAGUUAAAUACAAAAAAAAGAAAAUGUUUUUCGUUAGUUUUAGAUGUGUCUUUAGUUAGUAAUCGGAAUUUCAUAAUUUAUCUUGAACCUAGUACACGACUCAAUAAAUUAUCUUGUUAAUUUCGUUGUCAUUGGCAGUUAAUUAUUAAAGUUUGUAAGUAAUGUCGCAUACAUCGUUCAACAUAAUUAAUUUUGAUAGAUAGCUGUAAAUGUGCACCUUUACCAUGGUCCAACAAACUUAACUUGAUUAAAAUGACAUAUCUUUUGUCUCUUUCGUACUUGGCUAAAUACCGUUAGUGCGAAAAAGACAAAAGAGUCGCUAGACUACGAAUACGGGAAUAUUCACGUUGCUCGAUUUAUAUCGUAGCGCAGCAUUAACUGAUUAUAAUUUAAACUUUCCUAUAAGAAAACCGCCUACCAUCGUUUUUUGCACAAUCAAGUAGACAUUCUAAAUUUUAUUUCGUUACUGUGUCACUAACACAUUGUAUUGUACAUUAUUCGCAUUCCACGAUUUCCAAUUCUUGCAAAAUGUUAAGACAUAAUAUCUUUAAACUCCAAUUUAUCCAUAAUAUUUAUAUUUCAUUAUUUGGUAAUAACUAAUAUCAUAAUAAUAACACCUAACUCAGGCUUGUGUUCACGCGUAUCGUUAAGAAUCCUAUGAAAUAUAUUUUUGAGAUAAUAUAAUAAAAUAUAAUAUUAUACAAAUCAA